GACGGCACCAUCCCUUCGUACCACCUCCACAACUUGGAGCACUCCAACAUCUCCAUCACCUUCUUCGUGUUCGCUGCGUUCUGCAUUCUCCUGGAUCGGCUCCGUCCCAAGGCUUAUUUUGAGCUGACCCAGUUGGUUGGCGCCGUGGCUUUCGGGCAGGAGCUUCUCCUCUUCCACCUCCACUCCGCCGACCACAUGGGCCCAGAAGCCCAAUACCACUUGCUUCUACAACUUCUGGUGGUCCUUUCCUUGGCCACAACUCUCCUCGGGAUUGCUCUCCCCGUCAGCUUCUUGGUGGCCUUUGUUAGGUCCUUCACCAUCUUGUUUCAAGGCCUCUGGCUUAUGCUCAUGGGCUUCGCCCUCUGGACCCGUUCUUUCAUCCCUAAAGGUUGUUUUAUCCACUUGGAAGAUGGACACGAAGUGGUGCGAUGCAUUGGGGACGCGUCUCUUCACAGAGCGAAGGCACUAAUCAACAUUCAGUUCAGCUGGGUCUUGAUUGCACUCACCAUUCUGACUCUGACGUUCUACUUGGUUGUGGUUAAAGUAUACGAAACGCCUAAGGCGGCGGAGUACUUUUCAUUGAUGACCAAUGAGGAGGAAGAAGAGGAGAAAGAAGCCGUAGCAAGAUCAUCAGCGUACGACCUCGAAUCACAAGAUAAGGACAAGCAUGGAGUCUCGAGGAGCUUUAUUCAAAUGGGGCAAAAGUUGACAGAUAUGAGCAUGGAAAGGUAGAAGAAUAGAGAGAAUUAAGACGGAACAGUGGAUAAGGGACUUGUUAAUUAGUUUGGAUUAAAUUGGAUGUGUGUGAUUAAUUAAUUAAAGAAUUGUUAUCCAUUAGGCUUAGGUGGUGAUUCAACACUUUUUUUUUGCUUACUUUGUAAAAUUACUUGAGCCAAGAAGUAAUCCAAGUUGUACAAAGAAACACUUUUCGUGCGUUUGUCAAUAUAUAUAUAUAUAUAUAUGUGGUUGGUGGGUAUUUGAUUAA
Messenger RNA from Momordica charantia (bitter melon), 985 nucleotides. RefSeq lists its product as uncharacterized. NCBI's taxonomy places the organism in Eukaryota, Viridiplantae, Streptophyta, Magnoliopsida, Cucurbitales, Cucurbitaceae. The record is from RefSeq and is a predicted model, not a curated record.